AUGGCUUACAUCUAUAGCUGUAGAGAGUGCGGAACCGAUCUGAACCUAAGGACGUUCCAUUUGUUCCCUUCGGAUUUCUACUUCGAGGCGGGGAACCACGACACCCUUUCUUUCGCCAUGAUCGACGAGAGCAAGUUCAAGUUCGUGAAAGAAAACAAGUUCAAGCCCUUUUUUGAGACCAUUGAAUACUGGGGAAUUCAACGGAACAGAAUCAAGAUCAGGUGCUAUAGUUGUGGAAAACUCUUGGGUCAUAUUUACGACGACGGUCCUCCUCUCAGGUAUAGUCCCAAUCAAUGGUUUUUGGGGCCGAGUCAGGUGAUUCCCAGAGCUCCUAGGUAUCGGUUCAAGAUUAAGUCGCUUAAGAUUACGACUGAAACUUGA
This is a messenger RNA of Hibiscus syriacus, 381 nucleotides long. RefSeq lists its product as uncharacterized. The record is from RefSeq and is a predicted model, not a curated record. The transcript has a single exon. The coding region runs from base 1 to 381 and encodes 126 amino acids. Lineage: Eukaryota; Viridiplantae; Streptophyta; Magnoliopsida; Malvales; Malvaceae.